AUGAUAACAAUUAUUUCCAAAGACAAUGUGAGGAUUAACAUUUCAAAAUAAAUCGUCGACCUAGCAAAAGGAUUAGAGCCUUAUUUAAUUGACUAAGAUAUAGUGUUUGAAGAUAUUGUGACUGGAGAUUUUUUAUAAGCAUUGAAAUUGUUUUAUGAAGAAUUCUAAUUCGAUAUUGAAAAAAUGAAAUUCCCUAAGCCCAUGUAAUUGAAAGAAAAUGAAAAAGUUUUUGGCAAGGUCUUAUUGGAUCAUUUUAAACCCUUUUUGGAUAUUGCAAUCAGAGAUAAAAACAUUGACAUAUUUAUUCAAUUUAUCCGAGGUGCUCAUUUAUUCUAAGCGAAACAUUUUAUCGAAUUUAUUAAUUGUUGUUUAGCAAUGACUAUAUAGUUCAAGGGACAGUCCGAAUAUGACAUAAAAUAAUUUCAAAAGGAUUGGAAUCUGUCUGAUUCAUAUCAAGAAUCCUCCUUUAAUUAAAUAUUUUUUUAGAAACUAUAGAAUAAAUAUAUUUAAGCAUUAUCUACAAAGGAUGGGGAAUAAUAAGUACAACAACAAGUGGAAUUUGAUGAAGAUGUAUUUAGCGAUGGAUGGUGAUUUUGACAAUCAAUUGAUAAGUAAAUUAUAAUAUAAAUCUACUCAA
Molecule: messenger RNA, 637 nt
Organism: Paramecium tetraurelia
Lineage: Eukaryota; Ciliophora; Oligohymenophorea; Peniculida; Parameciidae
Exons: 2
Source: RefSeq, a predicted model, not a curated record